Formica exsecta is the source of this 4473-nucleotide messenger RNA. It is a transcript of the gene mle, whose product is annotated as dosage compensation regulator. Lineage: Eukaryota; Metazoa; Arthropoda; Insecta; Hymenoptera; Formicidae. Gene Ontology annotation, cellular component: nucleolus; intracellular anatomical structure; ribonucleoprotein complex. The coding region runs from base 197 to 3952 and encodes 1251 amino acids. The transcript has 9 exons. Gene Ontology annotation, biological process: positive regulation of transcription by RNA polymerase II; regulation of mRNA processing. The record is from RefSeq and is a predicted model, not a curated record. Gene Ontology annotation, molecular function: ATP binding; double-stranded RNA binding; 3'-5' DNA helicase activity.
CAAGAUUUGAGGAAAGGCUGAAUCAUUAGGUUGGAUCGAGAUUUAGUUUAGAACGCCAUACGAUUUAACACUGUUUAACACUAACUGCGAGAUGGAAAUAUAAGGGCGAUUUGCUUGUUUAUAAUUCUUUUGCAUCCUAUAUAACAAAUCACUCGUUACAUAAUUGACUCUUGAAAAAGAGAUAGGAAGUCAAAAAAUGGGAGACAUAAAAUCUUUCUUCCACCAGUGGUGUGCGAAGAAUGGUAAAGAACCACAAUUUGAUGUUAGACAAACAGGUCCGAAGCACAGGCAACGCUUCCUCUGCGAAUUGCGAGUACCCGGGUUCGACUAUGUCGGUGCGGGAAACUCGACCAACAAGAAAGAUGCGCAGGGAAACGCCGCCAAAGAUUACGUCAAUUACUUAGUACGUACGGACCGUGUAAAUUCGAACGACGUGCCGAGGGACAACGCAACGCUGCCGGGCACGAUGACGCCGGAUCACGGUUUCAAACCGGAAAUCUCGACGCCGGUGAAAUCGGUGUUCCAAGGUGGCAUGGGCCCGAAUGACAUCGGUCAGGCAUACAGGCCUUACAACGAGCACGGCCAGAAUAAUUAUACGUACAUGGAUAGAUUGGCCGAUCAAAAGAGAGUGGAAGAUGCUGAGGACGUUGAUGUAAACUCCGGAAUACACGGAAAUUGGACGAUAGAAAACGCCAAAUCCAAGCUCCAUCAGUUCAUGCAAACUAACAAAAUAAAUGCCGAUUACAAGUAUACCCCGGUCGGUCCUGAUCAUACGAGGAGUUUUAUGGCAGAGAUGUCAAUUUAUGUAAAACAACUUGGACGAAGUAUAACUGGUCGUGAAACUGGAUCAAAUAAACAAACAGCAUCUAAAAGCUGUGCUUUGUCUAUUGUUCGUCAACUGUAUCAUUUAGGUGUUAUUGAACCAUUUAGUGGUACAUUAAAAAAGAAUAAAGAUGCUGAACAGAUGAAACCCUACCCUGUCAAAAUUUCACCAGAACUGGAAAGUCAGAUCCAGGAUAUCCUAAUGAAUUUGGAUAUAAAACCAAUCGAUGUUAAAGAGCCACCUAUAGUAAAAGAAGAAAAUAACGCAUCAAUUAACGGUGUGUCUUUACUGACGAAUCAAGUUCUGGACGACUUUAUAUCUUCUGUACCGCAACCAGCCGGUGUCGUAAGCUGGUCGCCACCUCAGCCAAAUUGGAAUCCAUGGACCGGAUGCAAUAUUGACGAGGGGCCGUUGGCUUCAACAUCUCUGGAUCAACUGUCGGAAGAUCUGAUGAACGAGCAGCGCGACAAGUUACAACAAGAUCCCAGUUUGCAGGCGAGCAUCAAGGAAAGAUCCAAUCUGCCCGUGUUCGCCAAGAAAAACGAGAUUAUGAAUGCCAUUAACGAAAAUCCGAUCAUCAUUAUACGCGGUAAUACGGGAUGCGGUAAGACCACGCAAGUUUGUCAAUUCAUUCUGGACGAUUACAUCGCGUCCGGCCAGGGUGCUUAUUGCAGCAUAGUUGUCACUCAACCGAGAAGAAUCUCGGCCGUAUCCGUGGCCGAUCGAGUUGCCAUCGAGAGAUGCGAGACCCUGGGACAAUCGAUCGGAUAUUCCGUAAGAUUCGAAUCGUGUUUGCCGAGACCUUACGCCAGUGUGAUGUUUUGCACCGUCGGCGUACUCUUGAGGAAACUCGAGGGCGGUCUCAGAGGCGUGUCGCACGUUAUCGUCGACGAGAUCCAUGAACGAGAUGUCAACUCGGAUUUCAUCAUGGUCGUGCUCAGAGACAUGAUCCAUCUCUAUCCCGAUCUCCGGAUCAUUCUUAUGUCAGCUACGAUCGACACAACGCUGUUCAGCGAGUACUUCAACAAUUGUCCCGUGGUGGAAGUUCCUGGCAGAGCGUAUCCCGUGCAGCAAUACUUCUUGGAGGAUUGUAUACAACUGACACAUUUUGUUCCGCCGACAGCUUCCGGGAAACGUAAAUCUAGGGACUCGGACGACUUACCGACGGCGGAUGGAGAGCCGGAGGAAAAUCUGAAUAAGGUUAUCGGUAAUGACUAUUCUGUCGAAACGAAGAACGCUAUGGCGCAGUUGACGGAGAAGGAGAUAAGUUUUGAGCUAAUAGAAGCGAUACUUACGUAUAUCAAGGGACAGAACAUCCCAGGUGCUGUAUUGAUUUUUCUACCUGGUUGGAACUUGAUAUUCGCAUUGAUGAAACACUUCCAGCAACAUCUCGUCUUUGGCGGAUCGUCCUAUCUCAUUAUCCCGCUACAUUCGCAAUUACCGAGAGAAGAUCAGCGCAAGGUCUUUGAUCCCGUACCACUUUCCGUGACGAAGAUCAUCUUAUCUACGAACAUUGCCGAAACUUCGAUUACAAUCAACGACGUCGUUUACGUCAUAGACUCUUGCAAGGCCAAAAUGAAGUUGUUCACGUCUCACAAUAAUAUGACCAAUUAUGCGACCGUUUGGGCCAGUAAAACGAAUCUGGAACAACGCAAGGGUAGAGCGGGUCGCGUUAAGCCCGGCUUCUGUUUCCACUUGUGCUCAAGAGCCCGAUUUAAUAAGAUGGACGAGCACAUGACACCGGAAAUGUUCAGGACGCCUCUGCACGAGCUGGCAUUGAGCAUCAAACUGUUGAGAUUAGGCAAUAUUGGCCAAUUCCUGUCGAAGGCAAUCGAGCCGCCUCCUAUCGAUGCCGUGAUCGAAGCGGAAGUCGUAUUAAGAGAAAUGAAAUGCUUGGACAAGAACGACGAAUUAACGCCUCUCGGCAAGAUACUGGCCCGUUUACCGAUAGAACCGCGACUAGGAAAAAUGAUGAUUCUGGGCUGUAUGUUUCGCGUGGGUGACGCGCUCUCGACGAUGGCCGCGAACAGCACCACCUUCCCGGAGGUGUACAACAUGGGUCCGGACAUGAGAAGACUGACCGCUCAGCAAAAGUGGUUCGCCGGUGCACGAUACAGCGACCACGUCGCUAUGUUUCACGCUUUUCAAGCCUGGGAAGAGGCGAGAACCAACGGUGAAUGGGCGGAACAGGCCUUUUGCGAGUCGAAGAACUUGAGUAUGCCAACUUUACGAAUAACAUGGGAGGCUAAGAAUCAACUACAAGCGCUGCUGCAAAGCGCCGGCUUUCCCGAGGAGACUCUGUGCCCGACCCCGUUGAACUAUCAAGCUGUCUCGGACCCGCGUCUCGAUACUAUCACCGCGCUGUUAUGCAUGGGCCUUUACCCAAAUGUGUGCUUCCACAAGGAGAAGCGGAAAGUUCUUACCACGGAAUCGAAAGCUGCGCUGAUUCACAAGACAUCGGUGAACUGCAGCAACUUUGAGCAAAACUUUCCGUUCCCGUUCUUCGUAUUCGGCGAGAAAAUUCGUACAAGAGCUGUGUCUUGCAAGCAAAUGUCCAUGGUAUCGCCCAUCCAUCUGUUGCUGUUCGGAUCCCGGAAAGUGGAAUACGUGGACGGCGUGAUUAGGCUAGACAAUUGGAUCAAUUUGGACAUGAAUCCGCAACAUGCAGCGGCCAUAGUCGCUCUACGGCCCGCAUUGGAGAGUCUCGUGGUCAGAGCAUCUAAAGAUCCGGAAACAAUUUUGGAAUUGAGCCCCACCGAAGAGAAGGUGCUGAGCGUGAUUAAGUCAUUAUGCAGCAUGAACGCUUGUCGUCACGAAUUGGAACAGAUUACCGGGGGCAGUUUUCAAUCGCGUCGUCCACCAAGGGAACAUAUGACCGGUUUUCACUCCAAUCACUCCUGUACUCCUUCGAAAAUAAUGCGCGGAAACGGUGGUUACCGCGGAGCAUCAUUCACGAACAGCGAUGGUUAUGGUAGGAGUGGUGGUGAUGGUUUCGGGAGUAACAACAGCGGUUAUGGAGGAUACAACAGAGGAGGCUACAACAAUAGAGGAUACGUUCCACGUGGUCGCAGAGGAAAUUGGAGCGGCCGCGGCAUCGGCGGCGGAGGAGGAUUUCGUGGCCGCUAUUAAUUAAUAUUUUACGGCAUUGAUAUUAUUACAGUAUAUUGAUCGUUAUCACUAUCUAUUAUGCUAUAGUGUUAUAUGUAUUUAUAGACUAUACAGGGUGUAUCCAGGGUAUAAAUCGUAGUAGACACAGAAUGUGAUUUCUCGUACAAAUGUUAAUCGAAAAUGUAGAAUAAAGUUUUUUCAUAUAAGACCGUCUUCAAGAAAAUUAUUUUCAAAAUUCCUCGUAUGGAAAAAUUUCAUUACGCAUUUUCGAUUUUACAUUUGCACGAGGAAUCAUAUCCGCAUAUUUCGUUUGUAUCAUGAUUCUUACACGAUAUAUCCUGUAUAUAUAUAUUAAGGUUACAUGAGUAAAGCUAGCGUAAACGUAAUACUUAUGUCGGAUGUAAUCUUGAUAUUAUAUCAAUGAUAUUUGUAUGUGGUCUAAAACACACACUUUUUUUUAUCAAUCAACUUUUUGAUGUAUUGUAUCAUGUACAUCGCGAUUAUAAAUAAAUGUACGAUAUGCUCGUCUCUCGCAUAUAAAA